AUGAUGCGAACUUCGUUGCUGCGCGCGGGCGCCCGAGCCUCGACACGACUCACAACCGUCCAGAGGGCUGCCGCCUCGUCCUACGCCAUCUCCAACCCAACUCUGGCCAACAUCGAGAAGCGAUGGGAGGGGAUGCCCAGCAAUGAGCAGGCUGAGCUCUGGAUGUUGCUACGUGACCGCAUGAAGGAGAACUGGGCUGAGCUCACGAUUCAAGAGAAGAAGGCUGCAUACUGGAUUGCUUUCGGCCCUCACGGCCCCCGAGCUCAAGCAUCCCCGGAUGAGGGGCGCAAGGUCGCUCUGUACGUCGCCCUUGGCGUAGGAGCCUCGUUCGUCAUCUUCACUACAGUCCGCAUGUUCGCCAAGGGCUCGCCCAGUACCAUGACCAAGGAGUACCAGGAGGCGUCCAACGAGUUCCUCAAGAACCAACGCGCAGACCCCUUCACUGGUGUCUCGUCUCCCGACUACAAGGGCAAGGGCAUGGUGCAGUCGCCGCCCAAGAGCAACUAA
Molecule: messenger RNA, 507 nt
Organism: Pseudomassariella vexata
Lineage: Eukaryota; Fungi; Ascomycota; Sordariomycetes; Amphisphaeriales; Pseudomassariaceae
Product: cytochrome c oxidase subunit IV family
Exons: 3
Coding region: 1-507 (168 amino acids)
Biological process (GO): mitochondrial electron transport, cytochrome c to oxygen
Source: RefSeq, a predicted model, not a curated record